This is a messenger RNA of Petromyzon marinus (sea lamprey), 5914 nucleotides long. NCBI's taxonomy places the organism in Eukaryota, Metazoa, Chordata, Hyperoartia, Petromyzontiformes, Petromyzontidae. The record is from RefSeq and is a predicted model, not a curated record.
UCUUCCCCCCUUACGGUUAACAUGACGUCACCACCCCGCCGGCGUGACGUCACGUAAUUUCGGGCCGCCAAGCUUCCCUCGCGAAGUUACGCACCGCGCUCAGGGCCGCCGACUUUAGCUGCGGCCUAACACCGACCCGAAGCCUCGACGUCGCCUGGAAAGGCAGCCGGGCCGAGUGGCCGCUACUCCCGCAAGCUCGAGCCGGCCCCUCGCAGGGCCUCCUCCCCCGCCGCGGGACUCCAGGCGACAAUGUAUUGCCUGCAGUGGCUGCUGCCCGUGCUGCUCAUCCCGAGGCCCCUGAACCCGGCGCUGUGGUUCAGCCACUCGAUGUUCAUGGGCUUCUACCUGUUGAGCUUCUUCCUGGAGCGCAAGCCGUGCACGAUCUGCGCCCUCGUAUUCCUGGUGGCGCUCUUCCUACUCUGCUACAGCUGCUGGGGCAGCUGCUUCCUCGCCCUGUGCGGGGACUCGGCGCUGCCGGGAGGCGCGCCCGACCCGGCCGUGGUGAGCACCUGGCUGAACAGAUAAAGCGGCGGCGGAGGAGGAUGGACGAGGAGGAGGAGGAGGAAGAGCGGACGGUCCCGACCGGCGCUUUCCUUCCCUCGCGUCGUUGGUUCGCUGCCGCUGCUUUCGUAUGGCCUUUGAAGAGCAACAGUUCGGGGUUUAGUUGUGAUUUGGCCAUUUAAUUGCCGUGUUUGAAAGUUGGUGCAUUGCAGACACACAUUCACCCCACCGCCUUCACUUGCAUGUAUUGGGCAGUGCGCCGUAUUGCCCAUAGCUUGGAGUUCGUAGCCACACAUUAGAGAGGAGAAUCUCUGAUUGAUUCUAUUGUGCGUUGGCUAGCCGCAUCUCCUGGUUUGCGCGGAUUCGGCGAAGCGUUGAUUGUUUCUGUAGAAGAUCGAUGGCAGGCAGUGUGGCGGGCGUGCCCGCUCACGAGAUAUCCGUUGAGCGCACUGUUGUGGGUGUUUGGGGGCAUUUCGCGAUUACUUUUCUCUUAAGUGGAGUGCCGUUGUAGUCGCUUUCGAACCUAACAUGAGUCCCCCAGCCUUCGUUACUCUGAACGCACCACGCUGGGCACCGGGGUCGGCGAUAGCGGAGGGUGGGGAGGUGCUGGGACGGGUCCCGCACCACGAAAUGUCCCUUUGGUCCAACCCAAGUUGACUCUCAUUAGCGGUGCGAGAAUCACUCUCACGAUGGGUCCCCCACAACAGCCCUACUGCCCCCACACUACGCCCGACAAACUCAUCGGACCCUUCCCGUGCAGCGUGUGCGCCACCAACGCCUGGCGACGGUGGCCAUGCACGUGGCCUGAAAUCCGGCGCUGUGGAGGGGAGAGUGCAGGGUCUUCACCCUGGUUUGUUUUAAGAAAAGGCAGUACAGCAAGCCGACUAAUCGGCCUCUGUUUUUCCAUCUCUCCGGGGAAAGUGUUUCCCCUCCCCCUUGUGCCGCGUGGGGUUUCUCUGGGUGCUCCGAUUUCCUCCCAAUUGUAUAAACAGUCAUCGUUACAGUAAUUAGCUCAACACAUCUUAAAAUUUAAAAAAACAAUGUAGCAGGACCCUGCUUACAAAGAGUCUUGACAGCUUGGUGUGGGUCUCCUGGAUAGAUAAAUAAGUAAAACUUAAUGAGGAAAAGUGUACAAAUCGACAGGGCGUUUUGUGGUGGAUUCAAGGUUUGGGAAACAUCAUGGAUCCACAUCACUCGUUUUGUAGAAGCGGUUGGAGAUGUUUGGCUCCGAAUUAACAGGCUGGCUAGACUUUACCUGAGCUUGCGAGUUGGGUAUUUCUAAUGGUCAAAUUUGCAAACGUAAUUCCUCCCGUGUGAAAUGAUCUUCCCUGCUUUUCUUGGUGAGGUCUCCCGUCCAUUUACGAAGGCAGACUUUGUAAACGGAGGGAGAUCAUGGUUCAACAAAAAUAUCACCACAAACCACUAAAGGAAAAGAAGUACGUUUUUACAAAGGCCUUCAACUUACAUCUUAGUUGCAGUGUGUGGCAUCGUACGUGUGUUUACCUUGCGAUGACAUCGACUCGCCCACACGAGCGAUAAGGACUGUGGCGUCGUGGGACUUACAAGAUGACCGUAUCGGAAGGCCAUCCUGCAGUGGAUAAAACUCAAGACACACGACGUGUGGACAAUUUUAAAGCACAGCGCCGCACAGCGACGACUCGUGGGAUGUGUGCACUGCGACGCAAGGAUCGGAUCGGACGUUUGUCUCGUUUCCUUCUCGACGCAUCGCAACCAUCCUUUGCCCGCCGUGGGCCGGUCUGCGAGCCGUCUUGCAUGGAGUGCGCCCUAAUGGCGCGGGGUUGUGGUGCUGUUUGAAGUGAGCGUAUCUUUUAAUUUUUUUAAAUCGUGUAUCGCCUCGUCAAGGGUGGAGGGGCAAGUCGUUUAAAAGCGCAAAUUUUUUUAGUCUUGUAGGCACGUAUCCCCAAGGCUGUGUUAUCCUGCGCUUGCCAAUGCACGAGUUUGAAUUCUUUAUUUCAUCAACACGAGUGAAAUGAGCUUGCAACGAUACGCGUCUGCGUGGCGAUCCAGUCGCGUCGCAUUGCGUCGCAAUCCAACUUGGUGAUGUGACUGCAUCGCUCUGACAGACGGCAGCCCCUUUUGCCGCCAGCUCACUCUUUUAAUCGACAAAAUGUAGGAGCGAGGUAGCUCUGGGUUUUAAGGUGCCGAGGCAGCGCCACUCAUUCGGGGUUCUCGUCCAGAUUCAGCUGCCCGUCGUUACACCGGGCUCUGAAGUGUCCGCCAAUCCAUGGUCUCAACCUUGUCCCGUUAUCAGUUAAUUUCACUGAUUCCUAGCUCUGAUUUUAAAAUAUUGGUCUGAUCGACCUGCAUCAAGCACUGUGUGCGAGGCAUAUACAACGAGUGCCCGGAGUGUGGGUCUGUGACUUCAGGAGUAGUUCUGUUGCAUCUGCUUCCGGUGGCUGCUCCCUGACAGGGUGAUGUACCGCUAGCUGUAUAGUUUUGAAUAAAGAUGGCUGUAUCAUGAUAAUCAUAGCACAAGUAAUAAUAAUUGGGAUAAAGCGUAAAGCGUGUAAUAAAUUCAACUUUAAACUCGUGUUGGACAAAACAGGUCUAGGCAUAAGAGCAGUUCGUUGACUUGGGUUUUUUCUUUUAAAGAAAUCGUUCAAUAAUUAAAAUGUUUCCCCAGUUUCUCCUCGUAAAGAUGCGCAAAUGUUUAUCAAUGGCAAGCGAGCUUUGGCCACACUUGUGAGUUUAAACCCCACACAUUGAGCUACUCUUCCGCUCCUCCCCGCGCACCUUCACAUCAUGUUGAAGGUAUCUUGCUCCGGCAGCUGGAGAAGCCGUGUGAAGCCAUGACAUACAACGCGUACAGAUCCACAGGCACGUCUUAAUCGCGCGCCGAUUCAAUGCGGCGUUUCGUGAGAUUUAAAGAGUCGAUGUUUAUGGAAUAAUCAUCGACUCUCUUUUCAGUUCCGCUAAUCGGCGGAACUGAAAAAAGGGGUUUUGAGACUCGGUGGUACUCGUUGAAAUGUUAAAUGAUCCCUACGCGCCUUGAUUAUAAUUUCAAGCACAAGUUUUUGUUGAUGGUUUUGAGCCAUCGCUGCUGCCACCUUCUCACACUUGUGGAGCAGUGUCGGUGUCGUUUUUACUUUUAAAAAUAAUGCACCGAACUGAAACUCCCCGUGACACAUUUGUUUUUGCUUCCUUCAGCGCAUUACGACUAUCAGUAGCCGGCAGUAGGUGUGUCCAACAUACCACGCGUGUGUGUGAUCGCAGUGCUUGCACAAGGGGCGGGGGGGAGGCUGACACACUAAGCCUGGUGCUGCUAGCCCCCUCCUCCCCAUCUGUGGGUACGUGCGUGUCGCUACAGAUGUCAUUAUAAAACAUGUUCUCCCAGACUCCAGCCCAGCAUGAUUGGUAAAUGCGCCAACACGCGUUCACGGAGACCUUUGUUGACAUAGCCACGUAGAUUUUCGCAGCCAGUGUUAUGAUAGACACGCAAUGCUUAAUGGAUUCAUCUCAGUUGAACCCACUGUGUGCCAUUCUGUGCCAUUCUGUGAAUGUCGAGUGUAUCCGUGUGACUUACACUACGCAUGUGUGUUUGAGCAUGUUUGUGUGUGUGUGUGUUGGGGAGCUGUUGUGGGGAGCAGAAGCGCAGUGAUUAGCGCACUGCGCUACAAACCCGGCUACGCGGGUUGAAUUCCUGCUCACGACCAGUAACAGCGAAUAUUUGAACUGGUUCUGGGCCUCCACAAGUUAAUCUGUCUUAUAUUUCUUGAUUUUAAUUUCUUUUUUAUUUCCAUGGUAACAUUUCCAAUUUCAAAGUCUACAUAUGUCCUCUGAAACAAAAAUGUCGUGCGAUAUUGAAUAUUUUUGCAGUAAAUUUUCUUCGCUACGUCCGCUAUCUCAUGCUCUUGUGACAGUUGUCCUUAAAUUUACACCAGUAGGCGAGAAACCGUGAUUGUACACGUGACAAUUUAAUCUGCAUGGCUAUGCCGGGUGGUCGAGGGUCUUCCGACCGAAAGUUGGUCAGAUCGUUUGUUGCCUAACCCAAUAAUCUCAAUGAGUCUAAGACUUGUGUACAUGCCCCACGUGACCGCGGAGUCCAAGCGAUGCAAACAGAGCCGAGUCAACUCCAGAUGUCCCGAUUCGUUACUCUUCUGUGUUUGGCCCCCAUAUUGAUCUGGCCAUAUUUCCGUUGUGAGAGCCUCCACCACCCGACGCGGCCAAACGAAUGAAAUGAUCACGCGGUGUACAAAUGCUCGCACGCUUGGCCUCUUACCUCCGAUUAGCACGGUUGACUACGUACAGUGCGAGAGACGUUCAUACAUACAAACGUUAUUUUCACGCGCACGUAAUUAUUGUUUCAUCUUCACCGGUAGGUUAAAGAAUAACUGGCACAGAUCGUUAAGGUGACGUAACCCAUAAAAAAAACAAUUAUGCAUCAUAACAUCGACUGCGAAUACCUGCGUGUUGAGUCGAGAUAUCCUGUGCGUGUGUUGGUCCACGCGUGUCUCCUCCCGUAUGUGACGCUACGUGGAGGUCGUUGUUUAUUUCAACCGGUGUACCCUGGACGUCACGCGCGAUGUCUUUGCCAAUCAGCAGGCUCGUGCAGCGUGUCACGGUGGUGGCUGAUAUGCAUGUGGCCUGUAAUCUGCCACUGUGGAGGAGAGGGUUGGUGGCUCGCACGAAAUUGAAAAAGAGAAGAUGUAGGCCAUGAGCCCAGACCAGAUAUUUCACUGUUGGUACCACGUGAGGUGGUACAGCCAAUACCAGUUGCUCAUGUGAUGAUCGUUUUGAGAUCAGCAGGCUAUCAUACAUUUCGUCCCUAUUAACCAUGCAACUACAUUGGAACUAUGAGAGUUUACGAGUGUUGCCACCUUACUUCAUACCAACUUCUGCUCUGGCCCGUGGACUAAUCUGUGAGCGUAGUCGAGGCAGGCAGUGGUGGUGGUGGCGGUGGAACACGAGGACUGAAGCGGUGAGUCCGUGAGCCACGCACAACUUGGUACCAUCAAAGGUGUAGCAAAGCUUUAGCCGUACCGAUUUAUUUACAUGGCCAAUAAGAGUAAAUGCGUUGUCCUCUGCUCAUUUCAAAUUUAUAUCGCUCACUGUUAUUGGCCACAAAGUGAAAUUGUAAACCGCAUAAGUAAUGCCACCUCUGCUGUUACCUAACAAGUCAAAAAAAUUCAUAUCUCGAGUCUGAACUCUUGAGUCGGGGAAACUCCGACUGGCGUAGGCGCGCCCACACGGCGUGCCCCACGAGAAUGUGCGGCGCGGUCUCUUUUUAAACCGACGGUGAAGCUACGGCGCGAGCCCAUGGUUAGUCACUGUAAUAUCCCCCGCUGUAAUAUCCCCCGCGCAAAGAGAGUGGAAGUGGCUGGUUGCCUGCCAUAUUAUUUGCUCGCUGAAGAGUCAGGUUUGGAAUUUCAAAAUAAAGUUUCUACCGACGACA